AUGUCAUCUCCCGAGGAACUUGAACUCGAACAGGCACUCGCCCCUUUCCUGACAGUGGGCGCAGUGCUUGUUCUACCUAUCAGCACGUUGUCGGCCAUGUUUCUCACAUACGGAAUAUACAUCCUCAUCUUCGGCGUAUCCAUCCGUGUGCUCCUCCGCCCAGGCAGACCCACAACCAUAUCAAACCUCUAUCUCCCGUGCACGAUAUUCUCGUUCAUAAUGGCUACGAUUUAUGUUGGUACCGUCACUGCCAAAUACGUACACCAAGCGGUCCUCUGUUUCACCACGGUAAAGACGAAGGAGUAUUUGCAGCUCGCUGAAUUUCUCACGUAUGACGUUGAGUCUGCGGUUGAAUUCGCUCUGAUGGUUCUAACGGGCGCACUUAUGAACAUUGUUGCGGAUUGUAUGCUUAUUCAUCGGUGCUACGCAUGCUGGGGAUUCAGGAGAGCUAUCCUGAUCCCUUUGGUAGUAAUGGCAGUUGCCCUCGAUGGUCUAGACUUUAUCACGUCCAUCGGCGGGAUUGCCAACUUCAACACUUCUAUCCCUGGACAUUCAGAACUCUAUGAUAAGUUUGGUAUCAUCAGCAAUGGAGACGGGAUAGCAAUCGCUGCCUUCAAUAUGCUUUUGACGGUCCUCACAGCCGGACGAAUCUGGUGGACAAGCCGAAAGGAUCUCAAGGGUGCUCAGAACCAAGAGAUGUUCAGCUUCUUUACGGCUGCAAUCAUCGAAUCCGGGGCCAUGUUUUCUAUCACAAAGCUAGUUGCUAUGAUUGUUCCUCUCGUCGUAGACCCCAACCUUCACGGGUUGGUUCCCAUUGAUCUUGCAACGCUUGCUGUUCUGCUCUCUGGCCUUGCACCAACGUUGAUCAUUGUGAGGGUUGCGUACCGAAGCAAAUCAAACCCACAAGCCGAACAAAACGAAAACUUCAUCUCUAGGUCGAUGGCGUUUGCUGACCGUCCAGUCGGUCAAAGCGCAUGCCAAUCACCCUCUGUUGAUCUUCGAUCCCAGAUAGGAGGACACAAGGGAGGUAAUUCGAGUGGAGAGGAGGGCCUAGCCUCGGGUUCGAGCGAGAAGAUGGUCUAG
Marasmius oreades (fairy-ring Marasmius) is the source of this 1083-nucleotide messenger RNA. RefSeq lists its product as uncharacterized. Bases 1 to 1083 code for a protein of 360 amino acids. The record is from RefSeq and is a predicted model, not a curated record. The transcript is spliced from 10 exons. Lineage: Eukaryota; Fungi; Basidiomycota; Agaricomycetes; Agaricales; Marasmiaceae.